Rhizophagus irregularis DAOM 181602=DAOM 197198 is the source of this 1248-nucleotide messenger RNA. RefSeq lists its product as uncharacterized. The record is from RefSeq and is a predicted model, not a curated record. Gene Ontology annotation, molecular function: protein binding. NCBI's taxonomy places the organism in Eukaryota, Fungi, Glomeromycota, Glomeromycetes, Glomerales, Glomeraceae.
GCGUAAUUUUGAUUAAAUACCCGAUAUAGUCUUUUAAAUUGUAGACGAAGAUUCUUUAUAAAGGGCCAAUUCUUUUAUGUGCAAUUUCAAGCCACAAUACUUUACUUCUCCCAUAUUUUUCUGCUUUUGUAAUUAGGGUUUUCUACUCCUAAAGGACAGACGUUUAAUUUAACGCCACUUUAUAUAAAAUUUAUCUCCCUUUGAUUUGAAAUGAAAUACAAUACACUUCGGUUAAAAUCAAAUAUAUUAUUACUUCCAAAUGAAUUAUUAGCGGAAAUUUGUGAGAAUUUAUCGCCGCAAGAUCUGUAUUCACUUUCUUCAGUAUGUAAAGAGUUAAGGCAUUUUUUAUGGUCAGAUAAAUCAAUUAUUACACAGCAAGUUUGGCGUAUUUCUCGUAAUAAAUUUUAUCCCAAUCUAAAAUCUAUUCCACUUGUUGGUAUGAGCGAACAACAAUAUGUCUGGUUUACGGUUUUAGCUAAACAAUGCCAAUUUUGUAAAGAAAGUAAUAAAAAUUUAUUGAAAAGAUAUUGGGAAUUUCAAAUUAUUUGCUGUGAUGAAUGUCUAAAUAAGCGAAUUGAAAGUCGUCAAACACUUGUGACAAAAUAUAAUGUACCUGAAGAUGUAUUAUCAACUUGUUUAAGUUUAGGAAAUAGAGGUUAUUUAUUAUCACAUAUAAAAUCUGCUCAAAUGGAAUAUUCAAAGGCUAUAGAUAAAGAUUCUUGGGUUACACAUAAACAAAUGGAAAUUAUAAAUCAAAAAUGUAUAAUAAUUUCCAUAUUAUUUGAUGAGUUUCGUUCCGAUUAUAAGCCAAUGACAACCAUUUCGUAAUAGAUUUGUAUAAUUAGAUUGUAAAAUAUUUUACUUCAUAGACUUUUAUUAGGAGACAUUAAUUCACAUAGAUAAUAGAAACAAUAAUGAUAAAAAUGUAAUAUUAUUAUUUACACAUUGUAAUUGGAGUAAUUGUAAGAUAUAAUUAAAGUAACUUUACAAGAAAAUAGUUAUAUUUCUAAAAGUUUGGUAAUUUCUUCUAGUUCUAACAAAUCAAUAUCCAUAAUAAUCUGGAUCAUAGCUUGACAUGUGGAGUUACCUAUAUAAUUUAUUUAAUUAUAGACCAAAUUUUUAAAUAAUAUUAAAAAUAUUAAUUUAUAGUAUAUUAACAUUAUAAUCAUAUAAUAAAAAUAAUAAAAUUAAUUAAAAAGGACAAGAUUUUGGAAAUUCUAGCUAUAAAGUAGCAUAUGGAAUUUAGAA